ACCCAAUAACCAGUGUUUUUAAGAGAAAAAAUGGAGUGGAGUUACUCUGUUUUUUUGCUCAAAGUCCUUUUUUUUUCUUUUCUCCUCAGUUUCUGAUUUUUAUUAUAUAUAAAUAAGUCAGGACCAAAAAAAAAAAAAAAACCCAAAUACCAAAAAAUAAAAAGAAAUUUCUAUUUCUUUCUAUUUAAAUGGAGUGAAGUUGCUCUGUUUUCUGCUCAAAGUCCCUUUUUUUUUUUUUCUUCUUCUCAUUUCCUCUGUUUUUCAUUUUCAUUUCUGAUAACUAUUUUGUUUGUUUUCUAGAACAGAGGUAAAUGGAAGAUUGGCAUGGUGUAAGGAGAUCAAUGAGAGAUGGAGAUUUUGAAGAAGAAGAUGUUUGGUCUUAUGGAAAAGAAAGAGAAAAUUCAAAUCCUCCAAUGAGAAAAUACAGAAACUCCUCUGUUUCUUCUUCUUCUUCUUCUUCUUCUUCAUGGAGUUUCAAGAGUACAGCACCAAGAAUGAUCCCAAAUGGUGGAACCCAUGAACAGAGAUUCAUGUUUCAACAAUCUUCGGCUCCAGUUAACAUCCCUGAUUGGUCAAAGAUUUAUGGCAAAAGUUUCCACCACAUGGGUAGAAAUGGUUCAUCAUGUGUUCAUGAUCAUGGUGAUGAUGGUGGGGGAAAGUAA
Molecule: messenger RNA, 662 nt
Organism: Carica papaya (papaya)
Lineage: Eukaryota; Viridiplantae; Streptophyta; Magnoliopsida; Brassicales; Caricaceae
Source: RefSeq, a predicted model, not a curated record